Messenger RNA from Phragmites australis (common reed), 1415 nucleotides. RefSeq lists its product as uncharacterized. Bases 153 to 674 code for a protein of 173 amino acids. The transcript has 3 exons. The record is from RefSeq and is a predicted model, not a curated record. Lineage: Eukaryota; Viridiplantae; Streptophyta; Magnoliopsida; Poales; Poaceae.
CUAUCAAUCACCUAUUAUUUACUUUGUAUCCUAGAUGGCUCCUUCUAUAUGAUAAUUCACAUCCUUCUACUUCAAUUGGCGUACUGUUCUCUCACGAAAAGGCUUUGAGAUGUUGUACAGCGCCUCCGAUCUUAACAGGCGACGAGGCAGACAUGGUCGGGAGAUCGACACCCCUACCGCCACCGCGCACCCCCGUCGAAGAAGAAGAGCAAAUCGGAUCAACCUCGUCGCACCGCUUGCUGCAGUUAUCGCAGGAGCUCAAAGCGGAGGCCAUGUCCAUCGCGCACCGGUUCUCGCAGGACCUCACCAAGCGGUUCGACUGCACCCACAGCCGCGAGGAUGGGCAGCGGCAGCAGCCGUCGGCGGGCAUCGAUGCCGCGCGCACCGCGUGCCGGCGGCGUGUAGCUCGACCGCACGCGCUCUGGCGCGCAAAAGGUGUUGCCUGGCCUCCGUUCAUCAGCAGCAACAACGCCUGGAUGGAGGUGCAGGCGAACUUUGACCACCUCAACUACGACGGUUUCAUCAGCAGCAUUGGAUUGGGCAGAGCUGUUAGGAAUCUGUGCGUUGGUGGCAUUAGCCCAUCGGUUUCAGAGGAAGAGCCAGAGGAUAUCUUAUCACCAUUAGAUAGAGUAAAAGAAGCGCCAACAGACAUCUUUGACAUCAGUUCUAUUUAAUUUAUUUGGCAAAUUUAGGUCUUCUAAGACUUCCUCAAUUCUUUGAACAAUAAAGUCUUUUAGAAGAGAUGACUCCCUUAGAACCCGUAGAUGAAUUCCUUAAGUAUCAGAGCUCCGAUUCCAAAGCUUCGAUUCUAUCUGCUUCUGUGUUCUGGUGAUUUUUUCUACAAAUAAUCAUUCCCUCAUGUCUAAUCUAAUCUGGAUUAGUACCACUAUCAAAUACGAUUUGGUUGUUCUGUGGAGAAGGAGAUUCCUUUGGUUUUGGUUGCUUGCCCCAGCGGUACGGUCUCAUUAGAGCUAGUCUGGGCCGCAAUUUUCACAGAGCCGGACAAAAAGUAGGCCCGGAGGGUGCAUGGUUGCUGUGGGCUGUGCUGUCACUGACCAACUAGUCCGGCCCUCGUUACUUGAUGGGUUUGCCCAAAAUCGACUGAGACUUGCAGAAUCAUGUGUGAGGCGAGAUUUAGCUUAGAAGCUAGCAUUUGCGUCUGCAGCAUAUGCGCCAGCAUGGUAUGGAUUCAAUCACCUUUGGUGUAUGUAUAAUUAAACUAACAUUUUUAUGUUUCUACAUGCAUUUGCUUCAUUUUGCAAAUGAAGCUCUCACAGGCUCUUACAAGUCAGGGAGUCAGACUCAUAUAGAAUAAAUGGUUAUUUGACUUUAGUUAUGUAAUUGUAAUAGAUCGUAAACUUCUACGUUAUAGUUUGUUUAAAUAAUAUAAUAUAUGAUCGUAAAUUUUUACAUCA